This is a messenger RNA of Penicillium canariense, 1035 nucleotides long. Its product is annotated as cell envelope integrity TolA family protein. The record is from RefSeq and is a predicted model, not a curated record. Bases 1 to 1035 code for a protein of 344 amino acids. The transcript has 3 exons. NCBI's taxonomy places the organism in Eukaryota, Fungi, Ascomycota, Eurotiomycetes, Eurotiales, Aspergillaceae.
AUGUCUAUGAAGGAAGCAGCAGAGAUUUUCAAGCAAUUCCAGUCUGAUAAGUGGCUCUACAACGGUCAAGUCCUUUGGAGUGGCGUAUCUCGUUCCCAGGCCCAAGAAUGGGCUGACAGACACCAUAUGCAGACGUUGACCACAGCAAUGGGCUCGCUGAUGGACGAACUACACCCAGAUUGCCUUAAAUCAUCGAAGACGCCACAUCAAUGGGGUCAGGGUGACAAAGUCACGUUGCUUUCACCUCCCCCCCCUGAGCGGUUCCAUCCAUCAGGGCUUUCAAAUUACCAAGCAAUCGAGCAGCCUAUCGUUCAAGGCCUGAUCGGUGAAUAUGCAGUGCAAAAGAUAAUGAUGGUCCAUCCAACGGUAAAAGAAUCUGAAGAAUUCUCCUACGAGGCCGCUACCGUCAAAUUCGCCUCAAUCGUCGUGCUCGCUCUGUUGAUUUUCUUCGUUUUGACUCAAUACAUCACGUUGCUUUUAAUUGGCCUUUUAUUCGCGCUGCUUGAGCGAAGCCAGAGUGGAAAUGAAGGCGGUCGAUAUCGUCAGUCGCAAUGCAACCAUAAUGACGGUAAAGAUUCUUGGGAUGAAAUCAACGGAAAUGGGGUGGCUGAAUUGGGAGUGACCCCAAGCCGCACAACCAAAGCCGAACCACAUGCUCAAACCAAGGCGGAAGAUAAAGCCAGAAAGAAGGCCAAGGCAGACGAGAAAUCUCAUGCCCUGGCGGAAGAGAAAGCUAGGAAGAAGGUGCGGGCUUUGAAGCAAGAUGAAGCCAGAAAGAAGGCCAAAGCAGAGAAGGAAUCUCGUGCUCGGGCAGAAGAGAAAGCUAGGAAGAAAGCUAAGGCAGAGAAGAAGGCUCGUGCUUUGAAGGAAGAGGAAGCGAAGAAGAAGGCUAAAGCAGAGAAGAAGGCUCGUGCUUUGAAGGAAGAGGAAGCCAGGAAGAAGGCUAAAGCAGAGAAGAAGGCUCGUGCUUUGAAGGAAGCGGAAGCUAGGAAGAAGGCCAAGGCAGAGGAGAAGUCUAAAGCCCAGCAUCGUUAA